AUUACCUCACCAUCAAAUUAAAUCUCUCCCCAUGACAACCUACCGAAAGAAAUUCUUGAUUGUCGCCUAUGCAGGGCUAGGCCACAUCAAUCCAGGUCUUCGGUUCGCCAACCGCAUAGUCAAAAUGGGAGUUGACGUCACCUUUUGCACGAGUCUCUCUGUUGUUAAACGCAUCGACAAAGAAACCGUCCCUCAUGGUCUAACGUUUGCCCCAUUCUCUGACGGCCAUGACAAUGGAAGACAACCCACAACCAGCCAACAACAAUAUAUCUCAGAUUUUGAAGCAAAAGGUACUUGUGCUGUCGCAGAAACUAUUUGUUCUGAGAAAGAUGCAGGUCAGCCAUUUGACCUUUUAGUCUAUACUACUGUGCUACCGUGGGCAGCCCGUGUGGCAAAUGCUCACGGUAUCAAAUCAGCCCUUUUGUGGUGUCAGUCAGCUACUAUUUUAGAUGUUUAUUACUACUAUUGCAAUGGAUAUCAGAAUUUGAUAUCCAGCAAUAACGACAACCCAACGUUCCCAAUCGAUUUGCCCGGACUGCCACCACUAACUAUUGCUGAUUUAUCAUCGUUUAUGUCAGCAUCAAGUCCAAAGGAAUACGAUUGUAUUCUACCAAUGUUGUUAGAUCAUAUAUAUGUACUUGAGCUAUCUCCAACUAUACUGGUUAACACUUUUGAUGAACUAGAAUAUGAGUCCAUUAGAGCCACCAAGAAACUGGAGUUUAUUCCUAUUGGACCUUUGAUCCCCUUGGAAUUCCUAGACGAAAAAGACUCAUCAAAAAGCUCUUUAGGCAUGGAUUUCUUUGACAAACCAACAAAUGACUACAUCCAAUGGUUAAACACAAAAGAUAAGUCAACGGUUGUGUUUGUUUCUUUUGGAACUAUAGCCACUUUCUCGUUGGAGCAGUUGGAGGAGAUAGCAAAUGGAUUGUUGGAGAUUGGUAGGCCGUUUUUAUGGGUAAUAAGAGACGACGAAAAAGCAAAAAGACUGAGCAAGAUAGAGGAAUUGGGAAAAGUAGGGAUGAUAGUGAAUUGGUGUUCUCAAGUGGUGGUGUUAAGCCACCAAGCAAUAGGGUGUUACGUAAUGCAUGGUGGGUGGAACUCCACGACCGAGUCAUUGGUGGCCGCUAUUCCUACGGUGGUGUUCCCACAAUGGUCGGAUCAACCAAACGACGCAAAGAUGUUACAAGAUGUUUGGAAAACCGGGGUAAAGGUGAAAAACAAAGAGGGGGUUGGAAUGUUGGAAGGGAAAGAGCUUAAAAGGUGUGUGGAAAUGGUGAUGGGAAAUGAGGAGAUGAAAAGAAAUGCUGAGACAUGGAGUGCGUUGGCAAGAAAAGCUCUUAGCAAUGAUGGAUCAUCUACUAUUAACCUUCAAGCCUUUUUGGAAAAUGUUUGAAGCUUAUUACUAGUAUUUGUAUAUACGAUAUUUGCCUUUAAUAUAUUUAUAGUUGCUAUAUGUUGUAUGUGAUGCAUUGAAAAAUAUCGAUAACUAUGUAAAAUUUUAUGAGAUGAUAUAUAAAAUUCGACUCAUAAUGGAGGCCGGUCUUAUUAGUGUUUAUUUAA
Molecule: messenger RNA, 1560 nt
Organism: Erigeron canadensis
Lineage: Eukaryota; Viridiplantae; Streptophyta; Magnoliopsida; Asterales; Asteraceae
Product: UDP-glycosyltransferase 75C1-like
Exons: 1
Coding region: 32-1393 (453 amino acids)
Molecular function (GO): UDP-glycosyltransferase activity
Source: RefSeq, a predicted model, not a curated record